CUCUCUUAAAAAAUAUUUUUUAUGCAAUCAUUUCUUAGUGCAGUAAAUUUAUUAAUUUUGUUAGUUCUGUUUGUCAACCUGUACAAUCAAUUAACGAAACAUUUCAUUAUCAUUUAGUCUCAAAGACAUUCAAAGAUUACAUUUAUAAUCGCAUUCAUCAUCAAAUCACUUACAUUCAUAAGAUCUAAUUCUGUAAGGAAAUUCUCAUUUCCAUUAGAUCUUGCAAACAUUCACAAACAUUCACAAUAUUCUAAGCAGAAUCAUUCGUAAACCUAAAGACCGAGAGUGGUCUUUUUCUUCGUUUAUUGUUACAAUUGAAUAUUCUGUGAUUUUACCAUCUGAUGUUGUAUAUGUUUUGCUGUAAAUAAAAGCGAUUAAGAAAGUAUUCAACAUCUACAUUCAUUUGAACCAGCACCUAACUAGGGAAGUGACUUUCCCACUCGUUCUAUUACGAACACAAUUUUGGUCCUUCGAUAGCCAGAUAUCAUUAUAUUCUGCAACUUUUCAUCAUUGAUUCAUCACAUUCAUCAAUCAUUCAUCACAUUCAUCAUGACAAGUGAAACCUUAAGCGAAAUACAUGAUGAUCACAAGCUUGGAAUUCUUCUUGAUCUUAUUCACGAGUACUUGGAGCACAGCAUUUGGCGCAAAGAGACUCUACAGACGGAAGCAAACUUCGUGCAAUCAAAAUAUCGUCUUAAUAUGGUUACUCAACUCGUCAAUCACAUCAAAGAUUUACAUCGAGAAGUUAAACUCAUUGUUAAAGAUCCUAACCUUUACAAAGAAGACUUCGAUAAAUUUUCUUCAACUUACAUUCAAGUAGUUUCUGCAUGGCAGCAUGAAAUUGAAACUGGAUUUCAAUUAAAUUCAUCUUCAACAUCACAACAACCAUCACAUCAAGGAGGAAUGGAAAUUCCAAUGAUAUCAAUCCCUGAUUUUGAUGAUUCAUAUUCAAAAUUGAUUGAAUAUCGCAACACCUCUGAAUCACUCGUCCACAAUAGCAAGAAAUUGUCAAAUCUUGAGAAGUUUCAACAUUCUUCCAUUAAACUUCCAUCCAACAUGCCCAACGUGCUCGCAAACUUCACGUCAAGCGAAGAAUCAUAUGAGCCAACAUGGCAGUCAGUGAAAAAUGGAUUUGAUAAUACACAUCAGCUAAAAAGUGCUUCCUUCGAUGCAUCAUUUACCUUCAAAAAGAUGAAUACAGAUAAUGCUACCAAAUUACGUAGAGUAAUUGAUCAUCAUUCAAUAUCUAAUACAUCUCGUGAAAAUUUAAAAUCUUCUAGUGAUGACACAUCACGCACAUUUUCAUCAGAAACUUCUUCGACAUUUGAAAGCAAUUCUUUGAUCUGUCCUAUUCGUCAGUCAUCACAUAAGAUAUUUGCUUGUCAGAAGUUCAUUUCAUCUACUCCAUUAGAGGGAUAUCAACUUGCCAAUAAUGCAAAAUGUUGUAUCAACUGUCUCUCUACAAAUCAUCAUACUUUUUCUGCAUCUCGAAGCAAUUCUUUGAUCUGUUCAAUUCGUCAGUCAUCACAUAAGAUAUUUGCUUGGCAGAAGUUCAGUUCUUCUACUCCAUCGGAGAGAUAUCAACUGGCCAAUAAUGCAAAAUGUUGUAUCAUCUGUCUCUCUACAAAUCAUCAACGAGAUGAACGUCCCUGCAUAACAUGCGAAAAACAUCAUCAUAAAUAUUUGCAUUUCGAAAGUUCAAACUUUGCUGAAAAUUCUUCGACAGAAUCAUAUUCUCGAUCGACUGCUGAUUGUUCAUGCGAGCGUUUUGUUCAUUCAUCUUCACCUCAACUGAAAGUUGGUGAAAUUCAACAAACAAUGACAGAUAUUAUUGCUCAUGCAAACCAAACAAAAGUCUUGUUAUCAACUGCAAUAUUCUUUAUUAAAGAUUCACAAUCAUCAUGGCAUCUUGUUCUAGUUCUUCUUGAUUCAGGAUCCGACGCUCAUUUCAUCACAUCGCGCUUAGCUCGCAAUCUUCAAUUGCAAUUAGUAAACAAAUCAUUGACUGUUGCAGACAUUAAAAAUGAAACCGUUCUUGUUCAUCAUGGAGUGGAAACGUUAAUACAAUCUCGCGACAAGAAUUUCCCAAUGUCGAUUCAAUGUUUUGUGCUCCACAACAUCACUCAUGUGCUUCCUAGCAUUUCAUUCAACAUACAUGCAAUUUCAUUUGAUAAGAUAUUAGGUGAUCCCAACUUCGACGUUCCAUUGCUCAUUGGUAUGCUGGUUGGAUCCGACGUAUUUUAUGAAUCAUUACAACACAUUCAAUUUCGAUUGCCUCAAGGUCCAAUUCUCACUCAAACACUUUUUGCUUGGAUUCUUGUUGGAACAUCACAUACAUCUCUGCCAGAACUGUCAGAAGAAUUGUGUGAAAUUUGGAAAGAUUUCGCUGGUCGCAUUUCUUUUCUCAAUACCAUCAAAACAUCACGUCAUAUUGUCAUCUCAAAUGCAGAACAUCAAAAAAUUCAUGGUUUUUGUGACAAUCCCAUUACAUCAUGGAGUGAUUCAAUAAUUACUUUGUAUUGGAUUACUACAACACAUUCCAAACUUACAACCUUUGCUGGAAUUCGUGUUUCAUCUAUUCAACAAUUCAUCAGUUCAUACACAUGGAAACAUAUUCGCUCUGAAGAAAAUCCAGCAGAUGUGAUAUCUCGUGUGCUUCAGCCUGAAGAAAUUGAACAUUGUGCUUUUUGGUGGAAUGCUCCAACUUUCUUCAAUUCAUCAUCAUCAUCAUCAUGGUCAGAAUCAAUACUUGCAAUCAACAAAGACGAUCCGCAAGUCAAAGUUGAAUCUCGCAAAGCGUUCACUGUCAUGAAAACAACAUAUCUUUUUCAUCUCAUCAUAAUCAAAAUCAUUCAAGAAACUCUUUUCGAUCGUGAGUACAAAUAUUUUCUUACCAUUUCUGGCUACUCGGAUUCGAAAGUUGAAUUUCCAAAGAACUCCAAAAUCAAAUCUUUGUCACCUCAUUUCGAUAAACAACAACAAGUCAUAAAAGUAGUAGAUCGCAUAGAACAAAGUCCUGGUCUCACUCAUGAACAAAAACAUCAAUUUGUUCUUCCCGAAUACAAAUUCACAAAAAUACUCAUUCAACAUAUUAGCAUAUUUUCUUUUGAACCCGAUAAUGAAUUUCGAAAAAUCUACAACAGACUACAAUCAUCUAUUGGCAAGCGUUUAGAAAUUAAAUUCAUUAAAUGGCAUUUUACAUCUUCAUCAUCACCUCACUCAGGAGGAUUUUAUGACAUCCAAGCUAAAUCAGCAAAACAUCAUUCAAAAUUUACGUUAGAAGAUUCAUCAUUCGACUUCAAACAAUUUUCCAUUCAUCUUUUCAAAAUUGAAGACAUCAAUUUUCGUUCUUUGAUACCUUUAUCCAAUGAUUCAAAGGAUUUCAAUGUUCUCACACCCAUACAUUUUCUCACUGGAAGAUUACUUGUUGCAAAACUUGAUCGCAAUUAUCUUGAUAUUCGAGCCAAUCGCCUUGAUUUUUGGAUUCGCACCCAGCAACUUCAACCGAAGUUUCGGCUCAACUGGUAGCAUGAUCAUUUACAUAAUUUGCAAGAACGAACAUUCAAGCUUCGAAACGAAAAUGUUCUUCAAGUUGUCUACAUUUCAUUCAUCAAUGAUGCAAAUUUAUCACCAAAACAUUGGAAGCCUGAGGGAAUUGAUAAACUCUACAUCUCAUCAAUUCAUCGAAUUGUCAUCAAAGCUAAAAUCAAAACCAUAUCAAAUGAUGGAAGUUUUCAUUUCUUCGAGCGUCAUAUCCGUCAUCUUUAUUUGCUAUUAUUAUUCGUCAUCUUUCCUGCCCGGCAGUGUGUUCCUGACGGAAAAUCAUUUCAUCAUUAUGCAAAUUUAACGGAUAAAAACCAUACAAUCAUUUUAAAAUUAAUUUAGUAGUAGAAUGCUAAAAUGCUAAAAACGCGCCAUCUUAUCACUCUCUUAAAAAAUAUUUUUUAUGCAAUCAUUUCUUAGUGCAGUAAAUUUAUUAAUUUUGUUAGUUCUGUUUGUCAACCUGUACAAUCAAUUAACGAAACAUUUCAUUAUCAUUUAGUCUCAAAGACAUUCAAAGAUUACAUUUAUAAUCGCAUUCAUCAUCAAAUCACUUACAUUCAUAAGAUCUAAUUCUGUAAGGAAAUUCUCAUUUCCAUUAGAUCUUGCAAACAUUCACAAACAUUCACAAUAUUCUAAGCAGAAUCAUUCGUAAACCUAAAGACCGAGAG
This is a messenger RNA of Clunio marinus, 4211 nucleotides long. The record is from the annotation of a GenBank genome assembly. NCBI's taxonomy places the organism in Eukaryota, Metazoa, Arthropoda, Insecta, Diptera, Chironomidae.